Messenger RNA from Puma concolor (puma), 1581 nucleotides. RefSeq names its product nicolin 1, tubulin polyglutamylase complex subunit (gene NICN1). NCBI's taxonomy places the organism in Eukaryota, Metazoa, Chordata, Mammalia, Carnivora, Felidae. The record is from RefSeq and is a predicted model, not a curated record. Gene Ontology annotation, cellular component: nucleoplasm.
AUGUCCCGCGUGUCGGUGCCUUGCCAUGUGAAAGGCACCGUGGCCCUGCAGGUGGGCGACGUGCGAACCUCCCAAGGCCGGCCUGGUGUGCUGGUCAUCGAUGUCACCUUCCCCAGCGUCGCGCCCUUCGAGUUACAGGAGAUCAUGUUUAAGAAUUACUACACAGCCUUUUUGAGCAUUCGUGUUCGCCAGCACACCUCACCGCACACACCGGCCAAGUGGGUGACCUGCCUGCGGGACUACUGCCUCAUGCCUGACCCACACAGUGAGGAGGGAGCCCAGGAAUAUGUAUCGCUGUUCAAGCACCAGAUGCUGUGUGACAUGGCCAGAGUACUGGAGCUGCGCCUGAUUCUGCGACAGCCAUCACCACUGUGGCUGUCUUUCACAGUGGAAGAACUGCAGAUUUACCAGCAGGGAUCAAAGAGCCCCUCCAUGACCUUCCCCAAGUGGCUCUCCCACCCAGUGCCUUGUGAGCAGCCUGCUCCCCUCAUUGAGGGUCUCCCAGACCCCAGCAGGGUAUCCUCCGAGGUGCAGCAGAUGUGGGCGCUGACAGAGAUGAUCCGGGCCAGUCACACCUCCACAAGGAUCGGCCGCUUUGAUGUGGAUGGCUGUUAUGACCUGAACUUGCUUUCCUACACUUGAACCAUGGCUCUUAGCCAAGAUGUUGGCCUUCCAUGCCCACCCAGACCUGGUUUAGGCCACCAGAGGCUGAAGUGCUUUCCCUGUGCAUUACAAGUGUUGCCUGCAUGCCCACUGUGUCUGGGCCACGUUCACAGAUUCAAGAUUCUUGGGGGCUAAACUGAGUUGCUUCAGCAUGAGUUCUCAGCAGGGAUGUACUCUGUCCUCAUCUGACUACAACCUGAAACUCCUUUUCCUACCCUGAAAACAUUCCAGUUCUGUUUACUAAGAAUCCCCUUCUGCCAACAUGCACACUCCAGUCUUCUGCCUGCUCCUUCACCCUGAAUGCAGUGCACUGGGGUGACCUACUAAAACCUGCUCUAUCAUUGGAAGGCUGCUGUAGCCAUGGCAGUCAUGUAGUUUGGAAGCUCAAGGAAAAAACAGGAGCCCACGUCUUCCUUCUGCGCCCCCUAGUGGUCUUCUUUCUUAUGCCCAGAAGAAGAAAUUUCCUGUCCUAACUCCUGCUGUCUGCCUAGGGAGUGAAGCUGGGGAUUUGGGCAGCCUGAAUCCCUUGGUCCCAGAGCUGGCUCCUGGAUGUGUGUUCAAAUGGGCCUGCCCAUCCAGCCUGGGCAGUGUCUCUGGCAAGACUGGUGUCUAAUGAGUUCUGGGACCUUUUUGCCUAAAGCACACCCUGUCCCUUCUCCCAGCUUCCCCCUUCAAGAAUCAUGCUAAGUGUGAUGAAAGACCAACCUUGGUAGGGUGUGGGUCCAGGUGGGCAUUUGCACUGGUGUCUUUCAAGAGGCUGAGGUCUGCCAUAACCCCAGGCCUGCUGCUGAAUAAGGCAGGCUACUCUUAUGAGAAAAUCUACCUUUUGUUUUUUCCUGACUUUGCUCCAGGGCACUAUGCUGCAGCAGCACUGCAAUAUGUGUUAGACCUGGAAAAUUGGAAGUUUGUGUGGCUCAA